Molecule: messenger RNA, 1905 nt
Organism: Lasiosphaeria miniovina
Lineage: Eukaryota; Fungi; Ascomycota; Sordariomycetes; Sordariales; Lasiosphaeriaceae
Product: Gcd10p family-domain-containing protein
Exons: 2
Coding region: 1-1905 (634 amino acids)
Biological process (GO): tRNA methylation
Cellular component (GO): nucleus; tRNA (m1A) methyltransferase complex
Source: RefSeq, a predicted model, not a curated record
AUGCAUUCAAUAAUCCGCCCAAACGCCUGGGUCGCGGUGAAGCUUCCAUCAGGCAUCACUCGGGUGCUCCAAGUAGCCCCAAACACAACAAUCUCGCUCGGCAAGCAUGGCGCCUUUCCAGCCAACUUGAUUCUGGGACGACCAUACCACCUCACUUUCGAGCUUGAGGACAAGCGCCCUGGCGAGACCUUCUCGCGUCUCCGAGCCGUUCCGCCGUCCGAACUCUACGCUGAAGUCUUCGCCGACGAGGAAGCACCUUCCUGCUCGACUCCGGCACCUGGCACCACCGAGGCCGUCAUAACUGCCGCCGAUGGCGACGAGUUCAGCCUUGUCGAUGCUGACAGUGGGAAAGUUGUGGUGCGGUCAAACAACGAGGCGAUCGACGAUAGCGCGCGGCAAACAUUAACGCAGGAGGAGAUUGAGGAGUUGAAGCGGGACGGCAACAACGCAGGCAAGGAUGUUAUUGCCAAGCUGCUGCUCUCACACACGGCGCUGGACCAAAAAACAAGUUUCAGCUUGGCCAAGUACAAGCUGCUGAAGACGAAAAAGUACAUCCGGCGAUUCCAAGUGCUGCCGAUUGACGUGCCGAAUUUUUCGACGUGGCAAUUAGAGGAGAGAGACGCUAGUAGAAUAUUGGAUUUACGGGCCGAGAUGAUGGGUCUUGUGGGUUGCUGGGGUAAUGUUCACUACGGGGGCGAGGACGUCUAUCUAGAUGACCCAAAAGCGACGAGCGAGCAGGGACACGAGGCAUGCCCCGUCGUCCAGGAGCAGCUGUUGAAAGGAAGAUGGUUGGUGGUGGACGACACUUGCGGGCUGUUGGUCGCUGCGCUGGCCGAGAGGAUGGGCGUGCUCUCCCCGGAAGAGACUGAUAGCGACGACGAGGCGGACGAAAAGUCCGAAGAUAAAGCCACAGACGGUGCCGAGACAGCGAAAGACUCGGCACCUACCGAUGAGAAUAUCAAAAAGGAGGUGGUGGAUGGCGACGAAGAGUCCAAAGAGACAACACAUCAGGGCAGCGACACAGAGAUGGCGGAUGCGCAAGACGAAGACCAGAAGCCAAGAGCAGAUGCGAAGCCGAAGCACCACAGGCCUCGCGCCUCUGACUUUGCCAUACCCUUUUCGCAGACAAAUACCAUCACUGUCGUCCACGGAGCAAGCCAGCCGAACCUGUCGUUCCUCAAUUACUGGGGCUUCGACGUCACAUCACCCAACCACCCGCCACACCCUCUCCUCAACCACCUCCUGACUCUCACCUGGCUUCAGCUGCUCAAGCCGGAGCUAGACACAUCGUACUCCACCCCGCCCCUGACCGCCUCGUCCGAAACGCUCAGCUCAUGGAAGCCGAGCCGGAGAGGCAACUUCCACCGCAAGAGGAGAAGGUACGCGCGGAUCCGCCACAUCGUCGACACGGCACGAGCAGGGAACUUUUCGGGCCUGGUGUGCGCCAGCACCAUGGACCCGAUCAGCAUCAUGAAGCACGCCCUCCCGCUCCUAGCCGGUGGCGCGCCCGUUUCCAUCUACUCGCCCACCAUCGAGCCCCUGACGGCCCUGGUGGACUGCUUCAGCGUGAACCGCCGGACAGCCUGGACGAGCGGCGCCGUGCCCGAAAUCGCCGACAAGUCCAACGAGGAGCUGGAGCACUGGGCCGGCACCGAGCAGUUCCCGCUCAACCCGACGCUAUUGCUGGGCACGUCAAUCCAGACCAGCCGGGCCCGCCGGUGGCAAGUAUUGCCGGGAAGAACACAUCCGCUUAUGACGGAGCGUGGCGGAUCCGACGGGUUUAUAUUUACGGGAUGGAAGGCGAAGCCGGCCGAGGGGAAGGUCGCCGCCAAGGGCAAGUUCAAGCGGAGGAAGCUCGAGGACGACUCUGCACCGCAGUCGGAGGCGGCUGAGACCCCGGCUUAA